Molecule: messenger RNA, 1596 nt
Organism: Chenopodium quinoa (quinoa)
Lineage: Eukaryota; Viridiplantae; Streptophyta; Magnoliopsida; Caryophyllales; Amaranthaceae
Product: transcription factor RAX2-like
Exons: 3
Coding region: 492-1541 (349 amino acids)
Source: RefSeq, a predicted model, not a curated record
GUAUACUGUUAUGCUCUUGUCUACUUUGUAUUACUCUAGCUAGACAGCAUGGAUAUGGUUAGAUUCACAACAAAUAUGAAUCAUUAAAAUAUUUAUUUUUAUUUUUAUUAUUAUGUGGAAAGUUCUCUUCUCUUUAGCUAAUCAAUACGCUGAAAAAAAAGUCUUUUUACAAACUCAUCAUUGAAUUUUUUGUAUGAAGUAGAAGACCUUCUUUGCCUCCCUCUGACUUAUUUUCUUCCUCACUCUUUCUCUCUCUUCUUUUUCUCUCUACUUUCUCUCUCUUCAUUUUGUUUUAAAUUACUAUAUAUACAAAUAUAUCCACUUUGUCCAAAGGCUCCAAAGUCUUCCAUAUUUUUCAAAAGCCACUAAGACCUUCCAUUCACAAUUUUUCUCUCCUCCCAAAAAAAAACAAAAAAAAAAAAAAACAAAUUAAACAAGAUUUUUUUUUUUUAAUUUAUUAUAAUUAGAUUAGAAAAGAUAGAAAAAAAAAAAUGGGAAGAGCACCAUGUUGUGACAAGGCAAAUGUGAAGAAAGGGCCUUGGUCUCCUGAAGAAGAUGCUAAACUCAAAGAUUAUAUUGAAAAAUUUGGCACUGGUGGUAAUUGGAUUGCUCUACCUCAAAAAGCUGGUUUAAAGAGGUGUGGGAAAAGCUGCAGAUUAAGAUGGCUUAAUUACUUAAGACCCAAUAUUAAACAUGGUGAAUUUUCUGAUGAAGAAGAUAGGAUUAUUUGCAGCUUGUAUGAUAGUAUAGGAAGCAGGUGGUCAAUAAUAGCAGGUCAAUUACCAGGAAGGACAGACAAUGAUAUCAAGAAUUACUGGAAUACCAAGCUUAAGAAGAAACUUAUGGGAAACAUUAUCACUAAUACCCCUAAUUUAAACAUUAUUAAUCAGAAAAAAUUUACUAAUAAUAAUUUUAAUCCUAUGUUUCAAAAUCAUCACUACCCUUCUUCACUUUCAUCACCAUCCUCCUUGUUAUCACACGGGGUUUUGCCGCCUUCGUCGUCUUCAUACCCCAUCACCAUGUCUUUCUCUGAAGGGUGUUCAAAUGUUAACAACAAUACCCUAAUUCUCAUGCAAAAUUAUCACCAGCAUCAUCAUCAAGUAGUAAAAGACAAUAGUACCCUUCUCGUAUUUGGUAAUGAUGAAACUAUUGAUCGUCAACAACAGCAACCAGCUAGUUGUAGUUCUGAUGGGAGUGGGACUAUUACUCAGAUAACUAAUCAAGUGAAGCUCGAAGAUAAUCGACAAAACUACGGGGGGUUUUACUCUAAUCAGGUUGUUAAUCAUAAUCAAGAGGACGAUCAAGCGAAGGUGUUAUUGAUGGAAGAGCAGAAGCCAUCGUCGGCCACCACCGGUGUUAAUACUGGUGUGUUAUGGGGGCAAAAUGGUCAAAAUACUACUCCUGCUGGUGGAACUACUACUUCAUUGUUAGAUAAUUAUGGUUUAGAGGAGAUCAAGCAGCUAAUUAGUUCUAAUUACAGCUUUGAUGAAACCAAAGCAGAAGAAAAAGACAUGACCAAGGUGAUGUACUAUUAUUAUUGAUAUCAUAAAUCAAUAUUAAAUCAAAAAUUAUUAUUUUUAGAUCGGGUUUUAUUCA